Molecule: messenger RNA, 909 nt
Organism: Penicillium canariense
Lineage: Eukaryota; Fungi; Ascomycota; Eurotiomycetes; Eurotiales; Aspergillaceae
Product: Zn(II)2Cys6 transcription factor domain-containing protein
Exons: 3
Coding region: 1-909 (302 amino acids)
Biological process (GO): regulation of DNA-templated transcription
Molecular function (GO): DNA-binding transcription factor activity, RNA polymerase II-specific; zinc ion binding
Source: RefSeq, a predicted model, not a curated record
AUGGCCGCCCGCCAAUCAACACCACCGUCGGACCACUCGCACUCCGAUAACGUGCGCAAGCGCGUGUGCAAGGCCUGCGACCGCUGUCGCCUAAAGAAAUCCAAGUGCGACGGAAGCAGUCCAUGUUCGCGCUGUCGAGCAGACAAUGCCGUCUGCGUCUUCGGCGAACGGAAGAAGGCCCAUGAUAAAGUGUACCCCAAGGGAUACGUUGAGAUGCUCGAACAGCAACAAGCCUGGCUUGUCAACGGCCUGCAAGAACUCUACCGCCGCAGCAUCGAAGGCGAAGGCUGGCCGGGCGACCUGCUCAAGCCGGAGCCGAACGGCCACCCCCUCACACACGACCUGCUCAAACGUCUCGGCGCCCUGGACCACUCCAAGGGCGAGCGCUUUGAGGAGAACCCCGAGGCCAUGCAGCACGAGCUCUGGCGCAACGGCAUGCAGCGCCAGGAAUCGACCGACGGCUCCUCCGACAGCCCCCAUAGUCCCCUCGCCCGCUCGCGCUACUCCUCCGAUACCUUCUCUUCACAGCAGACCCUGCCCCCGACGCCGCCCGCCUACAGUCCGACGCAUCACGUCGUGCACACCCAGCCGCAGAUCAAGCCCGAGCCCGCGAUGAGUGCCGCGCCGGCGCCCCAGCCGCAGUACGCCCUGUCGAUGCACGGCGUGGUAAAUCCGCUGGCGCUACAGGGUGCGCCGCAGCAGUGGCCGGGGAAUCAUGGCGGGUUCAAUCCGUACGACGAGAUGGAUAUGAUGAGCUCGGCCGACUAUGCGACCUUCCACCACUUUGAGGACCCGAUGCCGUCAUCGAUGUUCCACCGCCAAAUGCCGAUGAACUGUGUGCCAUCCAGCGAGUAUGAUGACUUUAAGGAGUUUUUGAAUCCGAAUGCGACAGAGAUCACUUCGAUAUAA